AUGGAUGCGGACGACAUUUUGUGUAGCGGAGGCAGGAAAUGGAUGUGUAUCAUUAAGGUCGAACAUUGUGAGAGCUUCAACGGUGUAGUUGUUCUGGACAAGACUAAAAGAGUUAUCGGUGUUGAGUACGGAGACUCCAAGGAGCCAGUGAGGGUGACCAAGGUUUAUGGCGAGUUUACCACAGAUGAUGAUUUCGUUAACAUUUAG
This is a messenger RNA of Sphaeroforma arctica JP610, 207 nucleotides long. RefSeq lists its product as hypothetical. Lineage: Eukaryota; Ichthyosporea; Ichthyophonida. The transcript has a single exon. The coding region runs from base 1 to 207 and encodes 68 amino acids. The record is from RefSeq and is a predicted model, not a curated record.